AUGUGGACCAACUACCCAGUCAGCAUCUGCUUCAUAGUGGUGAACGAGUUCUGCGAACGCUUCUCCUACUAUGGCAUGAAAGCGGUGCUCACGCUUUACUUCCUCACCUACCUGCACUGGGACAAGGACCUCUCCACCGCCGUGUACCACGCCUUCAGCAGCCUCUGCUACUUCACCCCCAUCCUGGGAGCGCUCAUCGCUGACUCCUGGCUCGGAAAGUACAAGACCAUCAUCUACCUGUCCAUUGUCUACGUGAUCGGACAUGUGGUGAAGUCGGUUGGAGCCAUUCCCACCGUGGGGAGCAGCGACGUGCACAUCGCUCUGUCCAUGGUAGGUUUGAUUCUCAUUGCUUUCGGCACCGGAGGAAUCAAACCCUGUGUAGCGGCUUUUGGUGGAGACCAGUUUGACGAGGAACAUGGCAGCGAGAGGCAGAAGUUCUUCUCCAUUUUCUACAUGUCGAUUAACGCUGGGAGCCUCUUGUCCACUGUGAUUACACCAUUACUGAGAAGUGAUGUGCAGUGUUUCGGUGGAGACUGCUACGCUCUGGCCUUCGGGGUUCCUGCAGCUCUGAUGAUCGUGGCUUUAGUUGUGUUCACUGUUGGCAGCGGGAUGUACAAGAUGUCUCCUCCCCAGGGAAACAUCCUGCUGGAAGUUUGUAAUUGCAUCGGGUUUGCCAUCAAAAACCGCUGGAAGAGAUCAAAGUAUGACUCUCAGAAGAAACACUGGCUGGACUGGGCUGAGGAGAAGUACUCGAAGCGUCUGAUCCAGGAGAUUAAGAUGGUUCUGCGUGUGUUGGUGCUCUACAUCCCACUGCCGAUGUUCUGGGCUCUGUUUGAUCAGCAGGGUUCCCGCUGGACGCUGCAAUCCACCAGGAUGAACAUGGCUUUUGGAGAUUUCUUCACCAUUCAGCCAGACCAAAUGCAGAUGUUGAACGCUCUGCUGAUUCUCCUCUUCGUGCCCAUCUUUGACCUCAUCAUAUAUCCGCUCAUUGGCCUUUGCAAGAUUAACGUCACGCCUCUGAGGAAGAUGGCCGUAGGGAUGAUUUUUGCAGCGUUGGCCUUCGGAGUGGCCACUCUGGUGGAGAUCGACGUUGUGAAAUCGGUGGUGGAUCCUGCUCCGGCGGGGAAGUGUCUCCUGCAGGUGUUUAACCUGGCGGAGGGUGAUGUGAGUCUGAUGAUCCCCGGCAGCGAUCUGUUCAAAGAGCCGAUCCCAAACCUCCAGGACCCUGCUCAAUACGAGACACUUCCUGCAUCCGGAGAGGAUCUGCAGUUUCAAGUCACCUUCAACGGGAACACCUCCGAGUGUAAUCAUACGUUCCUUCAACGAGAGGCGUACAGUCUCAUCCUGUACCCAGACGCUGCUGGAAUACAGUGCAAUGUGGUCAGUGACUACAUAAAGAAAAAUGAUAAUGGGAAACCCCUCCUCAGGUUCCUGAACACGCAGCCGGAGGCGAUCAACACAACUAUUGGAGAAGUGUCUUUCUAUCUGCCCUCGGAUUACAGCAUGUCUCUAAAUGAGACUGUGGAUCGGGGAGAAUAUCCGGCCGUCAGCUGCAGCUCAACUUCAGGGAAAUGCUCAGAACUGAACCUCGGCCUGCUGGACUUUGGAGCUUCCUACACCGUCAUACUCAUGGAGGCAUCAGGUCAAAUUGUGGCUCACAGGAUGGAGGAUGUGAAAGCUAACAGCGUGCACAUCGCCUGGCAGAUCCCUCAGUACGUCCUCCUCACCAUAGGAGAGGUCAUGUUCUCCAUCACUGGCCUGGAGUUCUCCUACUCUCAGGCUCCGGCCAACAUGAAGUCUGUGCUGCAGGCCGGCUGGCUGCUCACCGUGGCGUUCGGAAACGUGAUCGUGCUGAUCGUGGCCGAGGGAGCGGGACUGGACCAGUGGAAAGAGUUCCUGCUGUUUGCCGGGCUGCUGCUGGGCGUCUGCAUCAUCUUCUCCAUCAUGGCGAACUUCUACACCUACGUUGACCCCGAUCAGCUGGACAAGACUCGCAUGGAGGACUCAGGGAGGGAGGAAGAUGACGAUGACGAGGACCACGUGAAGAAGAAGUCUAAUGACGUAAAGCUGAACAAAAGAGGAAAGAGCACCAGAUUGUAACGGUGCUGCUUUACAAACUCCAACUUUUACCUGUAGCUGAUUUCAAAACGAUGGAUGAUUUAUGUGAACGUUUUUAUCUGUUAUAUUUUUUUAUUUUAAGGUACUUUUUUGUCUGGUAAUGAAGAUGUGAUCGUUGAACAUUUAUUGUGUUUAGAAAGUAAUGUAUUCGUUUGUCACAACAUAUAAAAUAUUGUGUCAAACGUUUUUUUUUUAACAUCCAGUCACUUAAAAAUGUUUAACAGGAAAGUAUUUUCAUGAAAUAGUGUUUUAAAGAGGAGAAGUCCUGUGUGAUUUCCCGCACCGUGAUCAAUAGUGUUAUUAUAAAUGAAUGUCAAAUAUUAUGUUUAUAUUUGUUGCGUAUCGCUCCAUGAAGCUAAAUAAUAAUAUUCUUUAACAGAGGUUCAGUUUACAUUGUGUGUUUGUAGCAAUGAUAUUUAAAGGACCAUUGCACCUGGUGGUUUUGCAUGUUUAGAGGCCUUUCAUUUAAAAUGCAGUCAGUAACCUUAGUGUUGAUGUGCUGCCAUAUAAGUCAGAAACAAUCUUAAAUCAUGAUUAUGUUUAACUUUAAUGCGUCAAAAUCAUCAUACAUUUUCCUUUUGCCUCUAUCACUGAUUAGAUUUUCUGAAACAAAGCUCAUCAGUGCCAAAUAUGAGAUGUGACAGCAUAAUUUUAACACAUUAAGGAAGUUCCUAGCUACUUGCACUAACACAUUACAAUAUUUUUCAUUAAAAAAAACAUGCAAAACCAACAGUAUUGUCCUUAGAAAGACAAAAAAACAUGUGAUUUAAUUUUGUUUCACUCUGGGAAUUGUUAAUUAUGCUGCUCCCUAUACAAGUCUGUAAAUAUAAUGUGAUGCUAAUGCUUUCUUUGCCUUUUGAAAUGUUAAAGAUUAAAAUGUGCAUUGUACAUUUGAAUACAAUUUUGUACUGCAAGAAA
This is a messenger RNA of Trematomus bernacchii (emerald rockcod), 3036 nucleotides long. RefSeq names its product solute carrier family 15 member 2 (gene slc15a2). Lineage: Eukaryota; Metazoa; Chordata; Actinopteri; Perciformes; Nototheniidae. Gene Ontology annotation, cellular component: membrane. The record is from RefSeq and is a predicted model, not a curated record. Gene Ontology annotation, biological process: transmembrane transport; oligopeptide transport. Gene Ontology annotation, molecular function: dipeptide transmembrane transporter activity.